Messenger RNA from Anthostomella pinea, 1179 nucleotides. The record is from the annotation of a GenBank genome assembly. Lineage: Eukaryota; Fungi; Ascomycota; Sordariomycetes; Xylariales; Xylariaceae.
AUGGCUGGCAAGAAAGCUGUUCACUUCGGUUCCGGCAACAUUGGCCGAGGCUUCGUUGCCUGCUUCCUCCAUGAGUCCGGCUACGACGUCGUCUUUGCCGAUGUUGCUGACGAGCUGGUCAACAGCCUGAACGCCACACCCUCCUACACAGUCACCGAGGUGGGAGUUGAAGGCAAGGACGAGAAGACCAUCAAGAACUAUCGUGCCAUCAACUCCAAGUACAACUUGGACGAGCUCGUUGACGAGAUCGCCUCUGCCGACGUCGUCACCUGCUCCGUUGGCCCCAACAUCCUCAAGUUCAUUGCCCCACCCAUUGCCAAGGGUAUCGACAAGCGAUCGAAGGACCAGAAGCCCCUGGCUGUCAUUGCGUGCGAGAACAUGAUCGGUGCCACUGACGCCCUCGCCGGUUUCAUCAAGGACCCCAAGAACACCCCUGCCGACGGUCUUGCCGACCACCACGAGAGAGCCGCGUACGCCAACUCGGCAAUUGACCGUAUCGUCCCUGCCCAGCCCGAGAACGCCGGCUUGAAUGUCGUGCUCGAGAAGUUCUACGAGUGGGUUGUGGAGAGUACCCCUUUCAACGGCGAGCAACCUUCAAUUGAAGGCAUCAAGUGGGUAGAGAACCUGGAGCCCUUCAUCGAGCGCAAGCUCUUCACCGUCAACACUUCCCACGCGACCGCCGCCUACUUCGGAUACAACAGAGGAGAGAAGAACGUCGAUGAUGCCAUGCGCAACAAGGAGAUCAACGCCAAGGUUGCCGCUGCUAUUACCGAGACCGCCGCACUCAUUGUCAAGAAGCACAACAUCGAUGCCCAGGAGCAGGAUGAUUACAAGAAGAAGAUCGUUGGCAGAAUCAGCAAUCCUGAGCUGAAAGACGCCGUGGAACGUGUCGGACGUGCUCCCCUGCGAAAGCUAGGCCGCAAGGAACGCUUCAUCGGCCCUGCUGCCGAAUUGGCCGAGCUGGACAUGAAGUGCGACGCUCUGUUGGAGGGUGCCGAGAUGGCCUUCCGCUUCCAGAACGUCGAGGGUGACGACGAGAGCGCGGAGCUCGCCAAGAUCCUCCAGGAGAAGAGUGCCGAUGAUGUGGUCAGCCAGGUGUGUGGCCUGACUACCAAGGACAAGCUGUAUCCCAAGGUCAAGGCGAUUGUUGAGAAGGUGCAGGCAGACAGCAAAGCCUGA